Molecule: messenger RNA, 1185 nt
Organism: Ooceraea biroi (clonal raider ant)
Lineage: Eukaryota; Metazoa; Arthropoda; Insecta; Hymenoptera; Formicidae
Molecular function (GO): DNA binding
Source: RefSeq, a predicted model, not a curated record
UGAUAUUUGUUUUCAUAUAUUUACAUAUUGAGAAAUGGAGAAUAAUAGUCAUAAAUAUAUUAUUUUACAAAAUCAGUUUAUUUCAACCGAAGAUAACAAUAUAUCAAUGGAAAAUGAGAGUAAUAUAGAAUGUGACACCAUAUUAGACGGAGAUUCUAUAUUAAUUGAUUUAGUUAGAGGUUAUCCUCAUCUCUAUGACAAAUCAUCACCACAUUAUAAAGACAUUAUAAUGAAAGACAAUUCGUGGGAAGAAAUUGGGAAAAUAAUGAAUUGGUCAUGCAAGUAUAAAUCUAUGAAGUAUAAUCAGUUUCAUGACAACUAGUAUUGCCAUCAGAUUCUGUUGCUUAUCUGUCAACAGACUGCCAACAAAAUGUUUAUUGGAUAUUUGAUUAACAUUAUUUUGAUAAUAUUUGUCUAGCUGUUGAAUGUCAAACUCGAUGGAUUCGAUUAAGGGAAAGAUUUUCAAAAGAAAGGAGAUAGAGUAAAGCUGAAUCGAAAAGUGGAAGCGGAGCAUCUCAGCGAAAAAGCUUUGCUUUUUAUGAGAAUAUGAAAUUUUUACAAGAUCAUGUACAACGAAGAAGAACAUUUACCAACAUUUCACAAAAGAAAGAUAAAGAAAAUGUUACAACGAAAGUGCCACAUUCAAAUCUGAAUUUAGCGAUACAUCGUCCUACUGUUUCUACUACUUCUACAACUCGUCCAGUUUUUUGCUCAAUUUCACCGAAUUCAUUGACAAAUUGUGCAAUUGCAGUAAAACAAAGUGGGAAUAUUGGAUUACUGAAUACAAUGGAAUCAACGAAUUACAAAACACAUUUUAACUCAUCUAUAUCUGAAACACCUACCGUAAUAGAAAGGACUGAAGAGUCUUCAUCCGAAUCAUCUGCACUAUCACAAGGAUUUUCAACACCAUCAAUUGCUUCGCAAUGUGAUAGAUGUUAUUUAACUCCUAGGAAACGACAAAAACCCGAAUCAGAUGACAUUGAAAAAUCAUUCUUGUCAUUAUCUACAACAAUUGCAGAUAAAAUACGAAACUCAAAUACGCAAACGCAAAUAUCAAAGUCAAAUAAAAUCGAAAAGGAUCCAGAAGAUAAAUUCGCAGAAUUAAUAGCAAUUGAAUUAAAACAGCUACCAGAAGAAGAACGUAAAGAAAAGAAAAGAAGAAUAAUUGAUAUUUUAUGGAAUUAA